AUGCUGCUGCGGUUCGUCUCGCUGCUGCUCGUCGUCUUCCAAGUUCCAGGACGUGAUCCAGGACAUCUGCAUCGACGAGAGCCUCAUGGAGCGCUGGCUCCCGUGCCGGGGCACCUCGUCGGCGGCGGCUACAACGGGGAAUUCCCCGUCGGAGGUUACUGCUCAUCUGCUCCAAACCCGUCCUCGCGGGGCAUCUUUUCCAUCUUCGGUCGUGACGGCGCCGGCGCGACGAGGAGGAGGAUGCUCCAAGGAAGGCUAGCCUCGGAGCACUGCUCAAACAAGGGACAAGUCCCACUGCUCUCGCUUCCGUCAUUGGAACAGAUCCACGUCUUCAUUUUUGUGCUGGCCAUCACUCAUGUUGUUCUCAGCGCCAUCACCGUGCUCCUGGGCCUUCUUCAGCGUUCAUUCUUCAAGCAAUUUUACGGAUUGCUAACACAGGAUGACUAUGAUGCCAUGAGGCUUGGUUUCUUCUUGGUAAAUCAUGGUGAUGAUGAUACAUGGCUCCAUGCGGUCGACUUCUUCGCGCGCCAGUUGUAUCGCCGCCAGUACUUUCGCAAAUCAGGUCGUCGCCAUUUCGUGCCUUGCUGCUCCCCAUAG
Molecule: messenger RNA, 597 nt
Organism: Sorghum bicolor (sorghum)
Lineage: Eukaryota; Viridiplantae; Streptophyta; Magnoliopsida; Poales; Poaceae
Product: MLO-like protein 1
Exons: 4
Coding region: 1-597 (198 amino acids)
Biological process (GO): defense response
Cellular component (GO): membrane
Source: RefSeq, a predicted model, not a curated record